This is a messenger RNA of Perca flavescens (yellow perch), 603 nucleotides long. Its product is annotated as histone H1. NCBI's taxonomy places the organism in Eukaryota, Metazoa, Chordata, Actinopteri, Perciformes, Percidae. Gene Ontology annotation, biological process: nucleosome assembly. The transcript has a single exon. The record is from RefSeq and is a predicted model, not a curated record. Gene Ontology annotation, cellular component: nucleosome. Gene Ontology annotation, molecular function: structural constituent of chromatin; DNA binding. The coding region runs from base 1 to 603 and encodes 200 amino acids.
AUGGCAGAAGUAGCUCCAGCCGCCUUGCCGGCCAAAGCAGCCAAGAAGAAGGUUUCCAAGCCGAAGAAGGCCGGCCCCAGCGUCAGCGAGCUCAUCGUUCAGACUGUGGCCGCUUCCAAGGAGCGGAGCGGCGUGUCUGCGGCCGCCCUCAAGAAGGCUCUGGCUGCCGGAGGCUACGAUAUGGACAAGUACAAGGCCCGCGUCAAGACCGCCAUCAAGAGCCUGGUGGCGAAGGGGACUCUGGUCCAGACCAAGGGGACCGGAGUCUCCGGUUCCUUUAAGAUGAACAAGAAGGCUGUUGACACCAAGGCUAAGAAGCCAGUCAAGAAAGCCGCUCCUAAAGCCAAGAAGCCCACAGCGGCCAAGAAGCCCAAGGCAGCGGCAGCUAAGAAGCCAGCAGCUGCGAAGAAGUCGCCGAAGAAGGCCAAGAAACCCGCAGCGGUCAAGAAAGCAGCCAAGAGCCCCAAGAAGGCCCCAAAGAGCCCAAAAAAGGUGACCAAGAGCCCCAAGAAAGUGGUCAAAAAGGCCCCUGCAGCCAAGAAAGCCCCCACGAAGAAGGCUGCCAAGCCCAAAGUGAAAAAGGCAGCACCCAAGAAGAAGUGA